Messenger RNA from Ahaetulla prasina, 1093 nucleotides. RefSeq lists its product as uncharacterized. Gene Ontology annotation, biological process: thiamine diphosphate metabolic process; dephosphorylation. Lineage: Eukaryota; Metazoa; Chordata; Lepidosauria; Squamata; Colubridae. Gene Ontology annotation, molecular function: magnesium ion binding; thiamine triphosphate phosphatase activity. The record is from RefSeq and is a predicted model, not a curated record. The transcript has 2 exons. The coding region runs from base 214 to 1020 and encodes 268 amino acids.
CUGUUGCUACAUCCAUUGUUGUCAUGGUCAUUCUAAGCAGUCAUUCAUAAUAAACAAAGUGAGGUAGACGGGUGUUGCUCUGAAGGAGGCCAUUCGCGAGAAAAAGUUCUGUUUCACGCCCUUGCGAAACUGAACCGAGGAAAGAAAAAUAACUAUUACGAAAGCUUCACAUAAAAGCCUUCUUUAAACCUUGGGAAGAUACACACAAGGAACAUGGAAGCGAGGCAGGGGUUUCUCCCGAGACUCAAAGUCCAGCUGAAGAAAACGUUUUGGGUAACAGAAGGUAGCAUGGCUAAACUGUUGAUGGCGGGUGCCAAAUGCGCGGAGGCCGUCACACAGAAGAACCAUUACUAUGACACAGCUUCGGAUGAUCUUGCCAUGGCUGGAUUGUGGCUAAGCCGAAGGGAUGAAGAAUGGUUUCUCAUAGUAGAAUCACAGGAGGGAGGAACUCAAGAAAAGUUGGAGGAGAAAGACGCCCAUCCAGCCCCCCCUGAUCCACGGGAAACUUUAUCCCCGAAGAUGACCAACGAUGUCCCGCGGGACAACGCUCUUGCCUGUAGGAAGCCAUCCAAAGAGAAGAUAGAAGAGGCGGAGGAUCUACUCGAAACCCAACUGCAACAGCUUGAUUCGAAGGCAGCAAAAUCCGAAGGCCCCACAUUUAGUUCUACCUUCACCGAGUUGGUGGGCAAGAGCGAGAUCACCGCGUAUCUAGCAGCCCAUCUCCGCCUAGGCUUGAACACCGAGGAAGGCGAAAGCACAACCAUGGAAGGCUUUCUCCAGGAGGUGGGCAUCCGACACUAUGCCAGCAACCACGUCGUUAACCAAGCCACGUAUCUACUGUCCGACAGGUAUACCGUUGUCGUUCAAAGGGAAGAAGGCUCUUUAAGAGAGUCUGCGACGGUGGUGUUGGAGGUCGACGCGUUUAGCGUUUGCAAAGGUUUGGAAGAGAUCGAAAGAUUGGCCGCCUACCUGGGGUUUGAACAGCAAGGAGUUCAGAGCGAGCGAGAGUUUAUGGCGUAGUAUGGAGCCAGAGCUGCCCAAAUAUUUAGAAAGGAAUUUCUUUACAGCUGCUUUCUAAGGAAGUGGGAUGGGG